Episyrphus balteatus (marmalade hoverfly) is the source of this 1525-nucleotide messenger RNA. It is a transcript of the gene Snx21, whose product is annotated as sorting nexin-20. Gene Ontology annotation, molecular function: phosphatidylinositol phosphate binding. The record is from RefSeq and is a predicted model, not a curated record. Gene Ontology annotation, cellular component: early endosome membrane. Gene Ontology annotation, biological process: protein transport. The transcript has 4 exons. Lineage: Eukaryota; Metazoa; Arthropoda; Insecta; Diptera; Syrphidae. The coding region runs from base 181 to 1161 and encodes 326 amino acids.
UAUUUCGUUAAAUUGCAUCAACAACAAAAAUAAUCUUUGUUCCCCUUCUUUCUUCAAAGUUUUUUUUGUUCAAUCAAAAAUUAGAAGAACAGAGAACAAUAAAUAAUUAUAAUUUGAAACUUGAAAGUAAUAGUAAUUUGCUUUGUUAAUGUAGUUUUUGAUUCGCAAGUGCGUGCUGCAAUGGCAAGAAGAUCUUCAGCUACUGGUGGAGAUGUUAUUGGUAGUGGUAUCACAGGUACCACAGAUGAUUUAGAUGACUUGGACACACCAUCUACAGAUGGUAUUGAAACUGGUUCUUUGGCCAUAAAAGAAUCAGAACGUAUCAAAGAAAAAGAACUAUGGCAAAGGCCAACAACCCAACGAAUGCUUCCAAAUGAUGGUUCAACCAUACUUCGUUUCGAAAUUCCCUAUGCCCGUAUUAUGCCACCAAAAACUGAGAAUCCAAACAUUAAACGAUUUGUUGUUUAUGAUUUGUCAGUGCGUCAGGAUUCAUCGGUAAUUGAUCCGAAUCCAGCUACAAUUGAAAGACGUUAUACAGACUUUCUAAAGCUAUACACGAAUUUGAAGAAAGCACAUCCAACUGCUUUCAAUUCUAUAUACUUUCCCAAGAAAGUAUUGAUGGGCAACUUUUCGCCCGACUUAAUUGCCGAACGAAGUGCAGCCUUUGAAGUAUUUCUAGAUCAUAUUGUCUCGAAGGCUGUCCUUCGGGAGUCUCCACAUUUUUUGCAUUUCCUACAAGAUAUUGAAUUGAGAAAAGCUUGUCAAUUGUUAGAUGAACGUCGAAAUGAAUCGGCUAUUCCAUUGCUAGAGAAUUGUUUUCGCUUGUUGAACAAGAUAUUUAUGGAUCGUUCUAAGCCUGUGUUGUUGAUACUUUGUCGGCUGGUUGCGGCUUGUACUACAUCGCCUGUACCACAUCCAUCGGCAGAUCGUUGGGCUGAGUUGGCAUUGAGACGCUAUGAAACGCUAUGUGAUACAGAUUUGCUGCCUCUUUAUAUACCACUUUUACAAACUUGUUCCCAUUUAUGGUGGCAACGAGGGCGUGAUCAAAAACUAAUAACCGAUCGCCUUACAGACAUGUCCAAAAAGGGGAUAAAUAUAAACAAUAGUCCGCCACUGAUGAAGGCCAUUCACUUGUUAGAUCCACAAACUGAAACUAUAUAAACUAUUCUUUUUUCUAUAUAUUUUUGGUGUUUAGUUUAAAGUUAUGUAUUUAUUUUUUCUAUCUGACAUGUGUGCACUUUGUCUAUUGAAUGCUUACGGGAACAUAGUAUUUAUAUGUAGGUCAUUAUUUACAUAAACACUGUUUUUAUUAUUAUAUAUACAUGCUAUGGAUAUAUAUUUUGGGGGUAUUUUCAUCUACUUUAAGUUUUGCUUUUAAAUGCAUUUGACUGAGAACAAAUUAAUGAAACUCGAAUAUUAUUUCAAUGUUAUUUUUUCUAAUAUACUCAAUUCUGUUACAAAUUUAUUGCAAUGUUGCAACAAUUAGUAUGGACCAGUUUAAAAAUAUUUUUUUUAAUUUUUUUUU